Echinops telfairi (small Madagascar hedgehog) is the source of this 545-nucleotide messenger RNA. It is a transcript of the gene CLDND2, whose product is annotated as claudin domain containing 2. The record is from RefSeq and is a predicted model, not a curated record. The coding region runs from base 1 to 504 and encodes 167 amino acids. Gene Ontology annotation, cellular component: plasma membrane. NCBI's taxonomy places the organism in Eukaryota, Metazoa, Chordata, Mammalia, Afrosoricida, Tenrecidae. The transcript has 4 exons.
AUGGGGGUGAAGCGGAGUCUUCAGAGCGGGGGUACAGUGCUCAGCGUCUUAGCCAACGUCCUCAUAGUCCUCUCCACCGCCACCAACUACUGGUCCCGCAACUCGGAGGGCCACAGCGGCUUGUGGCAGGAGUGCAAACUGGGCGUGUGCAACAGCAUACCCUGCGAGACCAUGCUGGCGAUGACGGGGGCAUGCAUGGUGCUGGCGGCGGGCUCUGGCUUCGUGGGCAUGUCGAUGGGGCUGUGCAUCCUAUGCCACCGUGGCGACUCCCAGCGGGGCCGCGCGACCAGCAUCACCUUCUUCCUCAGCGGGUUGCUGCUGCUGAUCGCACUGAUAGGCUACUCGGUGAAGAAUGCGUGGAAGUCGGACCUCUUCUUCUCCUGGUCCUAUUUCUCGGGGUGGCUGGCUUUACCUUUUUCUAUUCUCACGGGCUUCUGCUUCCUGCUGGCAGACAUGAUCGUGCAGGGUACUGACGCCAUCAGCGGGUUCCCCGUGUGCCUGUGACCGCGGCUGCCUGGGGCACAAUAAAGGAACUUCUCCUUCCA